CAUAGUCAAUUUGAGCAAGUAGAAAGGUGAAAUAAAAAUAUUAAAAUACAAAAAAUUUAAACUUUCAAAUUUUUUCACCCGAUAAUUUGGAGGGAUGGUAGAAUCGUCAAAAAACCACCAACCUGGUCGUCCUCUUGUCGGGUCGGUAGAUGGACGAUUUUUAAGCAGCUUUAUUAAACAGCUCCUAUACUACUCUCGUCUCCUGAUAAACUCACAUCGAGAGAAAAUUAAUUUACAAAUUGAAUUGAUGAUAUCGAUGUCGCCAUAGUCCGAGCCAUCGCGAUAUUAAACAUGUUUUAAAUUCAUUAUGCUCAGAAUUAUUGUGUGACUAAACGGGUUCUUUCAUCACGGUAAUAAUAUAAUAUAAUUGUAUUGAGAAAUUGUGAUAAAAAAGCUAACUUUUUUUUUUUAGUUUUUAAACAAUGGGUUCUAAUGUGUUUGGUUAAAUUAAAAAAAAUUAAAUAUAGGUGAACAAUAAUAAAUAUCUGGCGUAUAGGAAAUUUUGUGGAGUGGUGGUCGGUGUGCGGUGGGGCGGUCGCCGUUCCGUUUUUAGAAAUCGAUUACGUCACGGCUCGCUUCGCGGACUGCGCUCUGCACUCUGCAGUUUGUUUAUAGUUUAUCCCGAAUUCCCGAUCCCCAGCCUCCGUCAGCGAGUCGCGAGCGAUCGCCCGUCACUUUUUCUCCUGUCUUUGCUGCGGAUCCGACGGGCUUUCCUUCCGUCUCUCACUCGACGACCGACAGCCUACCCGAUGUUAUUGAAGAUGUCAUACAACAACUUCUACGCCUCUUCCAACCACACCAACGAUGAGUACGAGUUUUACGAUGAGAACGACGACCUGGACGAAGAAGGCGACGCGGAACAGGACGAAUCCGACGAAGAUACUGAAGAAGCGAGUGAGACAGAGCUGAGGAAGUCAGAUUCUUAUCGUGAAGUCCCUGAUGUGAAAGACCAAAUAUAUCAAGAGAAACACAGACUUUUCAGGUAUCAGCUACAGCAGCUCCAUGAAGGCACAUAUCCUGAAUAUUUGAGACGGCUGAAAAGAUUAGAACAACAAUUUAAAGAGAGAAUUCAGUUGAACAAAUCGUGGAGGGAACAUCUGAUAGAGCUAACUGAAAAAGACUACAUUUCUGAGAAAAGGUCAGCGGCCAAAGAGUUUGAUGAAAGGAGUAUCGAACUGAAGGAAAAUCUCAUUCAGGAUAUGGAUGAAAAAAAGAAAAUUGUUGAAUCGGAAAGGGUCUCAAUGGAAUUAUCAGGCGAUUCUACUGAGGCUAAACCAGCCAUGACACGGAAAUUGAGAAGGAGGCCGAACGACCCGGCUCCCAUUCCUGAAAAAAGGCGCGGCAAACUUACAUCUCUCCCUUCGCAGAUCAGUUACUUGCUUGACGAAAAAGAAAUUGAGAGCGAUUUGAAAGCAAUUAGCAGAGGGAUCAAGAGCGGAGUUUCUGUUAGAAAACCAGCGAAUGGUUUGCAAGCUCUUGGGCCAAUUAUCCCAGAUCCUCCGACAUCGGAAAUAAGAAUUGAAGAUGGGAAGCUCCUGUAUGAAAAAAAAUGGUUCCACCGCGGUCAAACUGUUUUUGUCGAAGGAAAGGAUAUGCCCAAAUUCCCUGCCAUUAUUUCUGCCAUCGGAUCAGAGGCGAUAUCUGUGAAGAAAACGAUUGAUUCUUCCAAAGUUAAAAUAUAUAUGAAUCAGCUAGUCCGAGGAAAAAUAAUUAUUAAGCGUAGAGCAUCGUAAUUGAGGUAUAACCAAUUGAAAUGAUAAAAUUUCAACCAUCUUGACAUAAGUGUGGAACUUUGUAAAUAUGUAUGUAAUGAAAUGUACAUAAAUCCAUUUGUUGUAUGUAUUAUUUUUUUAAAUAUAUAAAAGACUAUUUUUUCA
Molecule: messenger RNA, 1877 nt
Organism: Cimex lectularius (bed bug)
Lineage: Eukaryota; Metazoa; Arthropoda; Insecta; Hemiptera; Cimicidae
Product: sin3 histone deacetylase corepressor complex component SDS3
Exons: 9
Coding region: 750-1733 (327 amino acids)
Biological process (GO): negative regulation of transcription by RNA polymerase II
Cellular component (GO): Sin3-type complex
Molecular function (GO): histone deacetylase binding
Source: RefSeq, a predicted model, not a curated record